AUGAAUCAACAAGUUCCUGACAAUGAGGGCUUGCAGGUUGAUACCCAUGCUCACCAAGCUGACAAAGCCCCCGAGGUUGUUCCCCACGAUCACAAUACCCACGGUCACGUUCCCGAAUAUGAAGGUCCGUCUUCGAAGAGUCAAAAACCUCCCUUUGGUCUAGGACUGUGGGUAUUUGCUGGACUUGUCGCAUUAUUGACAGCCCUCAUUGUUGGUGCUGGAGUCGGCGGAGGACUUGGCGCUGCUUUGAUGAAUAAGUCGAGCGAUUGUCAAGAAGAAACCGCAUCUACAUCAUCUCCAGCCGACGUAGAGCCUACCUCAUGUCCAACACAGAGCAACAAUACAUCCGAAAACGAUACAGCGCCCUACGUUCCAAAACCUCCUUCUGAAGUAUCAGCUCUGCGAUUGAUAUGUCCCGAUGACAAGCAGGAUGAGACAAAGUACAAGUCGCGCAAGGGUUAUGAAUUCAGGUGGUGGUGUGGCGUGGACGCGCCCAAUGGCCAAGAGUCAAAGGAAGGAGGUGGCAUCUAUGACAUCUCUAUUUUCUCUUAUACUAUUGGCGAUUGUAUGGAAGCUUGUGCCAAUUUGUAUAAGGAGGGCUCGGGUAAUAAAAUCGAACCGAAUUGCAGGAGCCUUGUCUUUUCAAUGAGAAUGGCAAAUUAUGUGGAUAAUCAUAACGCAAAUUGUUUUCUGAAGAACGGGUCAAAAGCUGUAGGUAGCAAGUGGAAUUUCGUCGAUGAGUACUACGCUUAUGCGGAGAUUCCUCGACAAUGA
Fusarium poae is the source of this 774-nucleotide messenger RNA. RefSeq lists its product as uncharacterized. The record is from RefSeq and is a predicted model, not a curated record. NCBI's taxonomy places the organism in Eukaryota, Fungi, Ascomycota, Sordariomycetes, Hypocreales, Nectriaceae. The transcript is spliced from 4 exons. The coding region runs from base 1 to 774 and encodes 257 amino acids.